Messenger RNA from Alosa alosa (allis shad), 786 nucleotides. RefSeq lists its product as uncharacterized. Lineage: Eukaryota; Metazoa; Chordata; Actinopteri; Clupeiformes; Clupeidae. The coding region runs from base 178 to 786 and encodes 202 amino acids. The record is from RefSeq and is a predicted model, not a curated record. The transcript has 3 exons.
GGUACCGUAUCCUUGACACUCCAGAGGAGAACCAAACUCCUCCACUACCAGAGCAAGAACAGCAGCGAACACACACACACAUACACACCUAGACACACCACACUCCUCCACUACCAGAGCAAGAACAGCAGGCCUCCUAAAGGAAGGGAACUGUAGAUCAACCUUUAGAGUGAAACCAUGCCUGCACAAACACUGAAUGUGCUGAGCCAGCUGCGGAACUCCCAGUUUGGUCGCCCAAAGCCGAGACAUGGACUUCGACUUCUGUUCUGGUUUGCAAAUGAUUUUGUCGGAUUCGACUACAACAAUCAAAUGGUGGCUACAGACAAUCCUGCUCAUGGCAGUUAUGGCUUCAAACCAUUCCACAACAGGAUUGAUAAUGGCAACAGUCCUCUCCUCCCACACCAGUAUGAGAGAUAUUAUGAGGUUGGCAACCUGAAUCAGCCAAAGGCUUUGCAACUUCCCAGUUAUGUCAGACAACACCACACCAAUCCCCAGUACAACAGCAACACUGAUCGCCUUAUUGUAGUCAUGGGCUCUGGCAUGAAUAUUAUUGACAGAGUGUACGUGACGCAGCAUUCAGACAGAACACACUUCUCAUCCGAUGACACCUUUCGCAUCAGCCAAGGCCUCAUAGACAACAUCAGGAGACUGGAUCUGGACGACUUCCUGGCACAGAUGGGUGAACAGGAGCGUUCUGUGCUGCAGUCGUCUUUCAGCAGCAGUCAGCAGCCAGCUUUCCAGCCUUACACUCCCCCAGCAUACAGGCGCGCUCAGAGCAAGAACUGA